Messenger RNA from Cajanus cajan (pigeon pea), 1644 nucleotides. RefSeq lists its product as uncharacterized. Gene Ontology annotation, biological process: regulation of DNA-templated transcription. NCBI's taxonomy places the organism in Eukaryota, Viridiplantae, Streptophyta, Magnoliopsida, Fabales, Fabaceae. Gene Ontology annotation, molecular function: DNA binding; DNA-binding transcription factor activity. The record is from RefSeq and is a predicted model, not a curated record.
GCAAAAAGCAUAGCAUAGCACAGCAACCAAACUUCAGUGCCUUCUAGUACUCAUACACUCACCCAUAUAACAUAAUCUUAACCAAACAAACCAAGUUUCACUACAAUUAAAGAACCACCUCACCUGUAAGCUUAACCAAUUCAAGAAACAAAGAUCUCAAAAGGGGUAGAUGGCAAGGAAGAGAAAGGCUACUACUAGUGGUGAAGUAGUGGAAGAGAGAAACCUAGGUGAGGGAACCAUGGCUUGGGAUGAUAUGAUGAAACAAGCUGCAGCACUUGGAGGAGUCCAAAGAGCCAGGAAGAGGUUUGUUGGUGUGAGGCAAAGGCCUUCAGGAAGAUGGGUGGCUGAGAUCAAAGACACCAUUCAGAAGAUAAGAGUGUGGCUAGGAACUUUUGACACUGCUGAAGAAGCUGCAAGAGCCUAUGAUGAAGCUGCAUGCUUGCUUAGAGGUGCCAACACAAGGACAAACUUCUGGCCUUGUUCUCAAUCAUCUUCAAGUCCAGCUCUUUCUUCAAAGAUCACUAAUCUUCUCCUUCAAAGGCUUAAAGAAAGGAACAACAACAACAACAACACUUGCUUCUCUUCCUCUCUCGUCAACCACCCACAAAUGCAACAACAAGUUGACUAUUCUUAUGCAUAUGAAGCAGGAUCAACACAAUUCUCAAUUGAUCAAUUCACUGAUUUCCUCAAUGACCCUGAAGACUACAGCACAAGCAACAAUGACUACAUCAACAACAGUGCACAAAUUGAUUACAUUACUAGCAGCUUUGAGUCAUGUUUGACUGAGAAAGAUGUGGAGACAGAAAUGGAUGUGCAAUACAAAUCCAUCGAUGUGACAACACCACAGACUUCAAGCAAUGACAGCAAUUCAGGAGUGGAAGAAGAGAGAGAGGAGGACAGUGACACUGAUUUGGGAGGCCAAAGCGCUGAUUCGGAUGUCCAUGAUUUUAGGUUUUUGGACAACAUUGCUCCACCUAACUACUAUUCUCCCUUUGAGAUGGCUGAAGAGAUGGAGGAGCCUGUGGAGCCUGAGAACUAUGGUGGUGAUGAGCCUUCAAUGCUUAGAGCUGUCAUGAAGAGAAUGACAUAUGAGAGAAAGUUCUCAGCUUCUCUCUAUGCAUUCAAUGGAAUACCUGAAUGCUUGAAGUUGAAACUGGAAUCAGGAAACAUGAAGAAGGGAAGAGGACUAGCUGAUCAAUUAACCAACCUCAAAAUGGCUUGCAGCAAAAACAAAGUUGAGAAGAAUAACAAGGAGGAGAAAGAGUACAUGGAAACAAUGGAUAGGAAACAUGAAGAACACCAACAAACAUCAACUGACAUGGAUUCAUCUAGUGUUGAUGGGGAACUGUUGCUUUGGAAUUCACUAGAUCUUCCUCCUAUUUGCUUUGUUAACUUGCUAGAAAACGGUUCAUUCAAUUAGCAGUAUCAUUCAUUAUCUGUAACAGUGACACUAUAUUUGUUGAGCACAAUUGUAUUGUAGCAUUAGAUUUUGUAGUACUCAUGAAGUAAUAGCUUCUGAGUUCUGAUAUUUGAAAUGAUUUAUAUUUUCUUAUUUCAUUGAUAAUUCCUGGUACCAAUAAGUAACAUUGAAUUUGAACCUGUAACAGAAACUAGUAUUGAUAUUGAAUUUGAAGUUUUUCUUAU